GCAGCCACAAGCAGCCGGCGCAGCAAUCUCAGGUACAAGAACGCAAGAGCUUGCUUCAGCGCCGGCUGCUCGCUGUUUUCUGUUUGACAUCACACGCAGCUUCAAGAGAAACGUGUCCGCAGAUAGACUUGUAUGAAAUAUUUACUUUUGUAUAGCUUGUCUUAUGCACCCGACCAACCCCACUCCCACUCCCACUCCCACAGACAGACUCGCCCGCACGCCCCUGAGACUUGUGUUCCGCGCUUGCUCAGCUGGUCCCGUGCACAGGAAAGCACACUUCUUGUAAAAAAACAUCAACAAAGAUGGCGGAGUCGAUUGCACUAGCGGGGGGUUUCGCUGAAGCAGAGAUGGAGCCCGGGGACAGCGAGCUGGACGAAGCAGAGAAUGUGUUCGAGGUGGAACAGAUCAUCGACAUGAAAAUAGAAAAGGGGGAAAUCACAUACAGAGUCCGGUGGAAGGGAUACACAUCGGAAGAUGAUACCUGGGAACCAGAGGCUCACCUGGAGAGCUGUAAGGAGGUGCUGCUUGCAUACCAGCGGAAACUAGCAGAAAACAAAGCGAAGGUUGCAAAGAGGGACAAUCAAAAGCUGCCAGGAAAAAACGACAUGUUUACCGAUUCAGACAGCGACAGCCCAAUAGAGGAAAAAGAAGAACGACGAAAGAAGAAAAAGAAGAACAAAAUCAAGGGGCCUGAUCCUUUACUAGAGAGCCUGAAGAAGAAGAAAAACAAGAAGUCUAAGCCUGAGAAAGUAAAUGAUCCAGAGAGGACCCAAUCAGAGGAUGUAGACAGUGAGCCCUCGACUCCUGUUCCUGUCAGUGAGAAUAAUUCUAAAGCCAAAAAAAGAGUGUUGGAAUCAGAGGAAGAACCAAAGGUCACAAAGAGGCAGAAGAAGGAUGAUCCAAAAGAAAGUGGAAAGCUUAAAAAGCACCCAAAUGAGGGGAAAAAAAAGCAGAGGGCCUUGAAAGAGCAUGAAACCAGCCAAGCAACAAAGUCGCAGCUGGUCACAGAUCUGUAUUCUGCAGAGUCCUCUCAGGAUGAGCAAGGAGAGGUUUCUACUGAACUGACUGACGUGUUGGCAGAUGAACCAGUCACUGAUGUACUGGAGCUUGGUUCUCCUGAGAAAGCAGCAACAGCAUCACUCAAGUGUGGGGAUACUUUUUCUUGCUCAGGAGAGAGCCCUGCAAAGCUGAAGGCAAAACAAAAGAAAAGUAAAACCCAGCAGGGUGGUGAGCACAGACUCAAACUGCAAGGUAUAAAGAAUCUCAUUCAGGAAAAGAAAGGAGUACGGGCACAAAGCAGCCAGAGCAAGAGAGAGAGCGUGCAGGAGAAACUCGGUUUCCUAAUGGAAACUAAAUCAGCCGACACAGCUGCAAAGACGCAUCAGGUUUCCAAAAGCGGUACAGACGAUGAGCCAGGCUUUCUGUCCUCUGACUCAAACGAGGGCGGUAGUGUGGUCAAGAGAAAAAUAAAAACCAAACCGCUUGAAUCUACCCCAAAGGUCAGUGCAUCAAAGGGCAAGGAGGAUAACCCUGCGGCAGACAAAGUCUCUUUACUGCUAACCAGGCAUGAGGACCCUGAAAAGGAAGAAACAUUCACGGCAAGUCUAUUUGAGAAAUUUUUAUUGAACUGUGAAGAAAAGGAUAGAGCCCCAAAGAGACAAAGCGUUUGUCCACCAUUAGUGACUGUGGAGGAGAAAGUGGAACAAUCUAAAGCAACACCAAAGACUCAAGUCAAGCCUGAGAAGAAGACUAAAACCACAAAGGAAGUAGUACCUGUUCAGAGACCAGAACCCGAGAGGGUGGAUAAAAGCAGAAGAGAGCCUAGAACACCAGACAAUGCCAAGCCUACAAAAGGGUGUUUUGAUGUUGUGAGUCCUCCUCAGGAGGGGGAUGAUGUCAGAGAAAGGUGCGAGAAGGCUGCUGUGAUGUCUCCAGGCUCCGAACCCCCCGAGGAGGCCCUGUUCAAGUGGAGUGGAAGUGCCCAGAGAGAGAGGAGGAGGAAGAGAGAAGAUAGCGAACCUCGGCUCUACAUUGCAUAUGAAGAUGAUCCUGAUGCCCAGGAUACUGUCUGUCAGCCUGAAAAGACUUCAGAUAGCAAAAAGCAAGUUCUAAGCCUGGGCGUUGAUCUUAAGCUGGAUUGGAUGACCUUGGAGGACUUUCAGAAACAUCUUAACGGAGAAGAUGAAAUUCUUUCUACCACAACUGUAUCUACCAGUCUACUUCGAGACUCUGUGAAAAAUGGAGACUACUUGACUGUGAAACUUGCACUAAACUCCAAGGAGGAUUAUAAUUUAGAUCAAGAGGACUCCAGUGGAAUGUCUUUAGCAAUGCUGGCAGCUGCAGGAGGACAGGAUGAUAUACUGAGACUGCUGAUAAAGAAAGGGGUAAAGGUUAAUGCUCGACAAAAGGCUGGAACCACCGCACUCAUGCAUGCUGCUGAAAAGAAUUUUUUGACUACUGUGGUUAUUCUUCUUGAAGCUGGUGCGCAUGUAAACGUACAACAGAUCAAUGGAGAAACAGCUUUAAUGAAGAUAUUCCAAAGCUGCACGUUGUGCCAGUGACAGUCGUGCCCCACCCUCAAGGGCAUAAAAGAGACUGCUGACACAGAAUGUCAUCAGAGAGAGAGAGGAGGGAGAGAUCUACUAACAGAUAAGUGAUGUAUAGUGUUAUAUCUGAUUGUUCGCUUGUGUUUAUCACUUAUUGCGAUUAGUACAAAUUACUUAACGUGUUAUGCACUCGGCCGCGGUUGUUCAUUUUGUGUGAGAAGAAAUAGUUUGUUGUAUUUUCAGUUUUUUAGCGCGGAAAUACAGGCGCUGCUGCUGGGCUCAGCUGUCCUGCAUUAACAGAGACACGCGUGCUGGGUCAAUCUGCUUGCAGCUUUUCCCACAGUCUCUAGCAGUUAGUUUGAAAACUAUUACGUCUCUAGCAGUAGGCUUUCCUUGGGUUUCGAUCUGUGGUUAGCCAAAAAGUGUUAUAGGUGGGCAUCCCUGUAUAGCUCCUGUGGUAACUGUAGGUCCCAGGCCUGCUUCCGUUCCCACCAAUUAAUCUUUCUGAUUCACUACUGGUCUGAUUGCUUGCAGUCCUUCCUGCAGUGUUUCAUGCCAUUCUGGUAUCUGCUUGCAGUGCCAUUGCGAAGGCUGUCACAGCUUGACAGCAGUCUUUCUCCUGUCUUUCGGCUGUGUUGUGUUAAGCCAACUAGGGAAAGUAGGAGAACAUCACGUAGGACACUGGCUUCACGAUCCUCCUCAUUUUCUCCUUUCCCCUCCCCUUCUCUGGUUUCCCCUCCUAAGAGGAGGAGGAGAAAGAGCCACUGGCCUCAUAGAUCGGAAAGUUUUGAGCAGCUGGAUAAGCUCUGGGAGGCGGUCUCCCAGCAGGGAAACCUGUUAGCGGAGCUGUUGCUUGUCUGCACAGCUGCACCUGCUCCAUCUGCACCGUUACAAUCACAGGGAGUAGUACACGCAGAAUAGCAGCAAGAGGAUCUGCUGUCUGUCGCUGCUUCUGAGGAGGCAGUUGAUCAAGAGUUCCCCUCUGAGGAGGGUGACUCAGAUGGUGCAACAUCAGUAGCACAUGUGUCAUUAUCAGCAGAGCUUUUCCCACUGAUUUAAGAGGGCCAUGGACGUUUUGAAUGUUCCACGGCCUAUAGAUGACAAGCAGAAACACUCAGUUUUUGAGGAUGAUCUCGUUCCCUCUCAGGUGUCUCCUCUGGCUCCUGCUAAAGUCAGAGUGGGUUUUCACAACUGCCCACCGGCUGUGCAAAGAGGAAACUUAAAUAAGUUCCACCGUCAAGCACAAAGGCAAAAGCCUCAGGCAAAGCAGCAGCCUUAGCAAUUUGCUGCCACAGACCCAGGGCCGUUUUUCAGGGAGUUAUGUGGAGUACUGGCGUCCAUGCAUCUCGGACACCUGGGUGCUCAAUACUGUACAGACCGGCUAUUCUCUGCAAUUCAAACACGGUCCUCCUCCAUUUCGGGGAGUGACUACAACGUAAGUCACGGAUCUGCGAGACUCAUUGGUGUUUUCUCAGGAGGUGACAGCCCUGCUGCAGAAGUGGGCUAUUUGCACAGUUCAUCCUGUUCACUUGGAAGAAGGGUUUUACUCCAGGUACUUCCUGGUGCCCAAAUGGGAUGGUGGCCUCAGACCAAUCCUCGAUCUCAGACAGGCCAACCCAUAUCUGAAUCGACGGAGGUUUAAAAUAUUAACCGUGCAGCAGUUGUUGCAGUCAAUAAGGCCAGACGACUGUUUCACUACAGUGGACUUAAAAGACACUUACUUUCACAUCCCGAUUAAAUCAGGGCACAAGGAAGUACCUCAGGUUCGCUUUCCAAGGGAGAGCGUACAAGUUCCGGGUUUUACCGUUCGGCCUCUUUUAGCCCCCCGUGCUUUUUUGAAAGUGCAUGGAAGCUAUUCUGGCUCCAUUGAGACUCCGGGGCAUCAGAGUGCUCAAUUACCUGGACGAUUGGCUCAUUUGUGCUCAAUCUCCAGCGCUGGUUCUCGCACGAAACUUGUCACAAACCACCUGCUUUGGUUAAGUCUGUCAGUGAGCUAUGCAAAGAGCCAGAUUACACCUUCGCAGACAGCCUCUUAUUUAGGAGUGCGUCUGGAUUCCUAGACCAUGUUGUCCACUCUGUCGGAGGACAGAAUGCAGAGAAUAGCUGCUUCUCUGAAGCUUUUUCAGCCCAACAAAGGCUCACAGUAGUGACGUUUCAACAGCUCCUGGAGCGGCAGCUCCAUGCACUUUGCCCGGUGUGGGCAGUAGCAUAUUAUGUGGACAAAACCAAAAGUUGGAGGCAGCCUGAGCAGGUUUUUAUCUGUUAAGUCUCACGGGAAAGCUCUGUGUAAGAGGCUAUCAAGAUGGAAGACAGAUAGGGUUCAGACUGCAUAUAAACGAGCCAACUUGCACCCUCCAUAGAAGCUCACUGCCCAUUCUACCAGGGGCAUAGCAACUUUGUGGGCUUUAUUCCAGGGCCCAACUGUCAGAGACAUUUGUGAUGCAGCGUUGUGGGCUACGCCCCACACUUUUACAUGGUUCUGUUGACUGAAUGUCGUGGAUCCACAAAACCCAGGGUUUGGAACAAGAGUGUUAAGGGCGGCCUCAAGCUCAACCCUUACAGCAUAAAACUGGAGGUGAGUUCAUCCAUUGCGUCACGGGCACUAUGUGCAGCUUUGGAAUCUAUUCAGGUUAGACGGUAAUCAAAGGAUUAAUACCCAUGAGGUAAUGGUUACAUUUCUAUUUCAGGGAACCAGGGUUAUGAUAAUAAUCUAAUGUUUUUAAACCUAAAAGUGCUUUAUUGGCUUGAUAAUGACAGUUCAACUCUGGACCUGCUCGGUUGAGAAUGUGAAGUUCGAAAAAUAUAGUUCAAACUGAUUUGAUUGUAUUUUAAUCCUCCUGAUCUAC
Molecule: messenger RNA, 5392 nt
Organism: Polyodon spathula (Mississippi paddlefish)
Lineage: Eukaryota; Metazoa; Chordata; Actinopteri; Acipenseriformes; Polyodontidae
Gene: mphosph8
Product: M-phase phosphoprotein 8
Exons: 10
Coding region: 303-2561 (752 amino acids)
Cellular component (GO): nucleus; cytoplasm
Molecular function (GO): protein binding
Source: RefSeq, a predicted model, not a curated record